AUGACCACUCGAGCCAUUGCCCCCUACACGCCUGAUUAUAUUUGCGAGAUGAUCAAGGGACGAGUGUUUCACAAGUCCAUGAGCGCUCGUGACCGCGCUGAAGCUCGCCUGCCCGCUUGGGCUGUACAAGGGCAAGUAGGUAGUAAACGCUCCUUCUUUGAUCAUGUCCCCAUCGUUCCUGCUCCUGUUGGUGGUUCUUUGGCUCCGUUGAAUGGAUCCACCGCUGAGUCCGAAAAUCAUAACAAGAAGGUCAAAACCGAACAAGGUCAAUCUAAACCCAACAUCGUAUGGGUUUCCGACUCAGAAGACAGCUCGACCGUCCUCUCAGAUGCCACCUUGGACGGCAUCGAGGUGAUGGCUCCUGAGGCGAUGUUGGAAACCUUCUUGAUGUCCUGUGAUAUUCCACCUGAGGACAUCAACACCCGAUUGACUUUGGCUAAAAUGCACGUUGAGAGUUGGACCGACCUGAUUCCCUCAGCCCAGAUGACCGAGUCAUCUUUAAUCAGCCGCGGUAUCGCCCAAGCCAUCGCUGGCCGCCUCCUUGCGGGGGCCCAAGCUCGCCAAAUGCGCUUAAGUGAAUGA
Messenger RNA from Melampsora larici-populina 98AG31, 582 nucleotides. RefSeq lists its product as uncharacterized. Lineage: Eukaryota; Fungi; Basidiomycota; Pucciniomycetes; Pucciniales; Melampsoraceae. The transcript is spliced from 3 exons. The record is from RefSeq and is a predicted model, not a curated record. The coding region runs from base 1 to 582 and encodes 193 amino acids.